Cynoglossus semilaevis (tongue sole) is the source of this 1264-nucleotide messenger RNA. RefSeq names its product uridine-cytidine kinase 1 (gene uck1). NCBI's taxonomy places the organism in Eukaryota, Metazoa, Chordata, Actinopteri, Pleuronectiformes, Cynoglossidae. The transcript has 7 exons. Bases 134 to 961 code for a protein of 275 amino acids. Gene Ontology annotation, molecular function: ATP binding; kinase activity. The record is from RefSeq and is a predicted model, not a curated record.
AAAACCAAGGUAGUCCUCGCGAUAUUAGCCGGGUUGUUUUCGUCGUAUGGCGUCUGUCAUAACAGCAAACAGAGCGGGCUCUUAGUUAGAGCUAUCUGGAUUUCAGCAGGCUGUCGUUUCUCUCUCGACUGCAAUGGAGGCACUAGAAACCAUGGACGAAUCGGACAGACCAGAGCAGCAGCCGUUCUUGAUCGGAGUGAGUGGUGGAACCGCCAGCGGAAAGUCGACAGUGUGCGCAAAGAUCAUGGAGCUCCUAGGCCAGAACAAGGUGGAACACCGGCAAAGGAAGGUGGGAAUCAUCAGUCAAGACUGUUUCUAUAAAGUCCUGACCCCGGAGCAAAAGGCAAAAGCACUGAAAGGCCAGUACAACUUUGAUCACCCAGAGGCAUUUGAUAAUGACUUAAUGUUCAACACAUUGAAGGACAUUGUGGAGGGAAGAGCUGUUGAAGUGCCAACAUAUGACUUUGUAACCCACUCCAGAAUGGAGGAAAGAAUUACAUUUUACCCUGCCGAUGUCGUCCUCUUUGAGGGGAUCCUGGUGUUCUACCCACAGAAAGUGCGCGACAUGUUUCACAUGAAGCUUUUUGUGGACACAGAUUCUGAUGUGAGGCUGUCCCGUAGAGUUUUGCGAGACAUGAGCAGAGGAAGAGAUUUGGAGCAGAUUCUCACACAAUAUACGACGUUUGUCAAACCGGCUUUUGAGGAAUUUUGUUUGCCUACUAAGAAGUAUGCUGAUGUCAUCAUUCCUAGGGGAGUGGACAACAUGGUGGCCAUCAACCUGAUUGUGCAGCACAUCCAGGACAUUCUGAACGGCGACAUCUGCAAAUGGCAGCGAGGGUCCAUCAACAGCAACACGCGGGGAUUCAAACGCGGCAUUUCUGAGCAGGUGGAGCUACAGAGCGGAGUCAUAAAUCCUGUGGGGAAGAGAGUCCUGAUGGAGCCCAGCACUCGGCCUCACUGAGGCAGCGUGCAGAUGGAUGAAUGUGUGCAGACUGGGUCAGAUUUUUAAUGAUAACAAGCAUCAAGUGCUAAAAAAAAUUCACUGUAAUUUUAUUGAAAUUGUUGAUAUACAACAGAUAUGCUAUUAGUGUGCUUUCACAUUUUAAAGUCUUCCACCAUACUUUCUUUAGUGUUAUUUGUGUUUAAGAAAGUGAUAAAGAAGUUGUGAGAAGGUUAAGUUUGGGGUGACUUUAAGAAUUGAAUGUUUUAUUCUCUGUGUUGUUGCUUUUAGAGAAUAAUAUAUUGGAGUAAUAUUAAUAAUAAA